CCAUCGCCACCAUCUCAUCCUCUCACAGCCCACAACCAGCACACGACUAGCACACACCCCGAUCUGCUUGCAUUGCCCCUUGCGCUGCACACUCUCCUCCCCGGUUGUACUCGCGUCAUCACAGACAUUUUCCCGACACCAUGGCCUCCGGCAACGGCCAACAAGGCCGGUCCAAGGCCCAGCCCGAGCGGCGGCCCCGCGAGCGCACGCCGUGGCUCCUCCUCCUCCCCGUCGUCCUAAUCUUCCCCUAUAUUCUCAGCAGACUGCACUACGCACUCCCCGCGCCCCAGCCCCCGGUAGACGCAGAAGGCCGCCCUCAACCCAGUGAGGAGAUUGUUAUUGGCCACAUCCAAAAGUUGGAGGAUAUUGGCUACCGUACCGUCGGGACUGAGGAGGCCGUGCGCGGCGAGGAGUAUGUGAUCGCCGAGGUGCGCAAGAUCGAGGAGCGGUGCAAGGCAAAUGGUGUGCUCGAUUGCGAGGUCUGGAUCCAGCGCGGCAACGGGUAUCACGAGUUCUCGAUUAUGGGCCACGACGUGCUCAAAGUUUAUGCUGGCAUUCGCAACGUUGUCCUCCAGAUCCGCGCUAAGAAGCCCCUCACACCGCGCACCCUCAAGAAGGACGCUAUUCUUCUCGGCUCGCACAUCGAUUCGACUCUGCCUUCGCCCGGCGCUGCCGACGACGGCAUGGGAGUUGGUGUCAUGCUCGACGUUGCGCGCGUCCUCGUCGAUCGCAAUGAGCCCUUCGACAACUCGGUCAUUUUCAUGUGGAACGGCGGCGAAGAGACGCUACAGGACGGCUCGCACCUCUACUCGACACAGCACCCCACUGCCGCCGAGGUCCGCGCGAUGUUCAACCUCGAGGCGGCGGGCACGACCGGCGGCGCCCUCCUGUUCCAAGCCACAAGCCAGGAGAUGAUCGACGCAUUCUCGCGCGCCCCGUAUCCGCGCGGCACGGUGAUUGCUGCCGAUGUAUUCUCGAGCGGCAUUAUUCUCUCCGACACCGACUUUGGUCAGUUUGAGGAGUACCUCAACGUCUCCGGCCUCGACAUGGCCGUCGUGGGACACAGCUACUUCUACCACACCCGCAAGGACAGCACCCAGUUUAUCGAGGUCGGCACAAGCCAGCACUUCACGUCCAACGCCAUGGCGAUUGUCGACUACCUCCUCUCGCCUGGCUCGCCGCUCGGAGCCGCGGGCGAGUGGUCGCCCCCCGACGUCGUGUACAUGUCGCUGUACGACCGCAUCUUCCUCUCCUGGACAAUGAAGAAUGCGGACAAGGCCUACCUCGCCAUCACCGCCGUCAUUGCCGCCAUUACCCUCGCCAACAUCCGCCGCGAACGCGGGCGCGCAUUCGCCAUUGCCCUCCUGGGCGCCCCUCUUGGCUUGGCCGGCGGUCUGAUCACCGCCAACAUCGUGGCUUUCGUCAUGUCUGCCUCUGGCAACCAGAUGGGAUGGUUUUCGCACGAGGGACUCCCUGUCGCUCUGUACGGCCCUGCCAGCGUCCUCGGCCACCUGGCAACGCAGCACGCGCUCUCGGCGUUGAUCUCACCUGCGCACCGUGUAUUUCUCGAGCACGCGCACUACUACUCGCAGCUGGUUUCGCUCGCGGUGUGGAUGCUUAUCCUGCAGGCGUUCCGCGUCCGCUCAGCCUACCUGUUCGCAGGGAUCGCGUGUACUGUCCUUCUUGGAGCGUUUGUCACCGAGGCGCGCACUCUCGUGUUUGGAGGGCGCAACCGGGCUCUCCCCUUCAUUGGCGCUUACAUCAUGCCUCUUGUCCUCCUCCUCGCGCUUGCCAUGGAAGCUUACACGACGACUCUCGACAUCUUCGUCCCUCUCACCGGCCGCAUGGGCAAGGACGCACCGGUCGAGCACAUCAUUGCGAUUAUCACAUCAGUGUGCACGCUCGUCUUCUUCCCCAUCAUUUCGCCGCUGUUCUCGCGUAUCUCGCGCGCGACCCAGCGCAAGGUGCUCGUCGCUCUGGUAGUAGUGACGCUCGGCGUGGCUGCGCUCUUCGCAUCCCCCUUCUGGUCGCCCUACGACUUCAUGCACCCGAAGCGCCUGGGUGUACAGUACACAUACAACCACACGUCGGGGCAGGAGACGGCGCACAUCGCGUUCAUGGACACGGGCCGCAACAGCGCGGUCAUGAAGGAGCUGCACGACCAGUUCGGCGGCGGCGCCGCGCUCGUGCGCACCGAGCAGGCGGACGACAACGCCGACUGGGACGUGCUGUACCCCGUCUCGAGCUUCCUCGAGACGUACUCGUUCGCGCUGCCGAAGACGACGUUCGACUGGCCCGAGAUGACGUUUGAGGCGACGCGCGAGAAGACAGCGCACGGGCACACGCGCAUCCACAUCAAGACGGAGCACGAGGGCCUCGUGUGGCCCGCGCUUUCGUUUGACGCCGACCUCGUAGACUGGAGCUUCGACUUUGACCCGCCGCACGGGCGCAAGCGCCACCACAUCAAGGCCGCGGCCUCGGUGGACGAGCAUGUCAUGGAGCUCGAGCUGAUCAUGCGCCUCAAAGACGACGAGCCGUUCCACCUGCACUGGAGCGCGAUGGACCUCAACCAGAUGGUGCCCGGCACGGCGCCGCGGCGCGGCCCCAACAUGCCCGCGUCCAAGUGGCUGACGGCGAUGGACGAGUGGGCGCGCGAGCGCUACGCCGGCGGCAUCGACAUCUGCAUGAAUGGCGUCGUGGUGGGCGUGCUCACCCUCUGAGACCAUCAGAUCUACAUACAGUGUCUAGAAUGAAUACAUGUUACGCCAAC
This is a messenger RNA of Cutaneotrichosporon oleaginosum, 2770 nucleotides long. RefSeq lists its product as uncharacterized. Gene Ontology annotation, biological process: proteolysis. NCBI's taxonomy places the organism in Eukaryota, Fungi, Basidiomycota, Tremellomycetes, Trichosporonales, Trichosporonaceae. Gene Ontology annotation, molecular function: metalloexopeptidase activity. The record is from RefSeq and is a predicted model, not a curated record.